Messenger RNA from Oryzias melastigma (Indian medaka), 2893 nucleotides. It is a transcript of the gene nfe2l1a, whose product is annotated as nuclear factor, erythroid 2-like 1a. Gene Ontology annotation, molecular function: DNA-binding transcription factor activity, RNA polymerase II-specific; RNA polymerase II cis-regulatory region sequence-specific DNA binding. Gene Ontology annotation, biological process: regulation of transcription by RNA polymerase II. NCBI's taxonomy places the organism in Eukaryota, Metazoa, Chordata, Actinopteri, Beloniformes, Adrianichthyidae. The coding region runs from base 327 to 2366 and encodes 679 amino acids. The record is from RefSeq and is a predicted model, not a curated record. The transcript has 6 exons. Gene Ontology annotation, cellular component: nucleus.
UGUUCGGACUUUUCUGUUUCAUAAACAGCAGUCUGUUUACAGUCAUGUUUCAGGUUUCUGCCUCUGGUUGAAUCAGAAUCACGUGACGUGUGAACUCAGCUGAGCUGAGGCUCCGCCCCCAGCUCCGGGAGGAGCCUUCACGUCACUGUGGGUUACGGUCACAGUGAUUUAAGAGGACUUGAGCUGGCGGGGCGGGUUAGAUCAGAACCGAGAGCCGGACGAGACUGACACCUGCUGAACCGACGAACCGAACCGGACCUGGACAGCCGCGCGCGAUUCUCUUCUAUCUGCGGUGACACAGUCGGCUCUCUGAGAUCCUGCAGGAGAUGCUGCCCCUGAAGAAGCUCUUCACCGAGGGCCUGGUCCAGAUGGCGGUCCUGCUGAGCCUCAGUGGACUCGGAGUGGACGUGGGUCUGGAGUCUUACCUGCCUCCUUCCUGGCAGGACUCUGUCUUUGCUUCAACCUCUACGCUGAUGAAGCCCCACGACCAGCUUGGGGGUCCAAAGGAGUUCCACAGCCUGCACCCUAAAUCUGAGGCCCUGCAGGAGCUCCUCCAAUCACCACGUCUGCUCAACCAGGUCCACUCUCUGGACCGGCUGCAGCUUCCUGACGCGGUGCUGCAGACGUGGCUGGUGCAGCAGGAGCCUCUGCAGAGACCGGCUCAGGGGCAGCGGGAGUGGAGCGGCCUGCCUGUGGAGCCUCGAGCGGCUGACCGGGAGGAAGAGGACGAUGAGGAGCUACUGCAGGAUGGACGUGUGGAGUCAGGAGGACUCAGAAGAUCAGAGCUCCCCCCCACCGCUGAGGACCUGGAGCUUCUCUGGCAGGAUGUGUCGUUCCUCCUGGAGGAGGAGGUGAGUGGCUGGAGGACGGACAGAACCAGGGAUCCCAGCAGAACUUUUAACACCUUUAAUGAUGAGUUCAUCUCUUCUGUGCAGGGCGCAGAUUUAGGAAGAACAUCACUGAACUCUACUGUGAACUCAACCCAGCACGGAUCAUCUCAUGGUGGGUCUCAGGUCCGGCCAGAACCGGUCCUGCUUCCCCUGACCCCCAGCGCUCAGUUGGACGAUCACGGUUCAGAAGCGACCGCAGACUUCCGUCUGGAUUCUCUGCCUCUCCGUUUAAACUCCUCAGACCUGUUCACAGAAGAUUUCCUGGAGGGUCUAAAUGAUAUCUCGACUAGCUUAAACUUCAGUCUACUACCAGAACAUCAUCUUCGUGAGGAAGAGCCUGAAGCCUCUGGCGCUGGCCCGACACCUCCCAGCUUCACCCCAGCUUCAGAUGGGAGGAUGUCCAGAGAACUUCUGGCUCCGUCUUCCCGCAGCGUUCUGCCAGAUCAGGAGGAGGACGACGAUCUGCCGAGCCUGCUGACGGAACUCCUGGGAGAUGCGACCAUCCUAGAUGACAUGAACUUGUUGGACUUAGAUCUGGAGGACGGAUUUUGCUCCAAGCCGGCAGCCAAGCUGGAGGAAGGUUUUUCUCGAGAAGUAACUGAGAUGGAUGUUCACGUGGGAGACGAUGACGACCAAACCGGAAUCCCAGAAGAUGCUGAGGAGAUGGACUCAGAUUCUGGUCUGUCCUUGGACUGUAGCCACAGUCCAGCUUCUUCAGGCGCUUUCAGUGGCUCCUCCUCCUCAUCAAGCACCCUGAUGUCCUGCACAUCUUCUGAGAGGACUUUGUUCUCCGAGGAUGAGGAGGGAAGCUUGGACUCAGAAGCAGAGGAAGAGGAGGGAGCUGUUGGAGGCUCAGCUGGGAUCAGUGAGCUUCUCCCGAUCAUCAGUGAGGAUCACAAACGGUUUCAUGGCUUCUCCUCCCGGCUGGAGCACGUUGGCCAUGAUCACACAUAUAACCAGACGCAUCUCAGAAAGACUUUCUCUGCUCCGAGAAGCGACAACGCCAGGCGUCACGGCCGCUCCUCUUCUCCGCUGUGGAGCCAUGGCGAGCGGCGAGCGCACUCCCUGAAGGUCCCGUUCUCCACCGAGCUCAUUGUUAACCUGCCAGUCGACCAGUUUAACGAGAUGCUGAGUGAUUACCAACUUAGCGAGGAGCAGCUGACCCUCGUCAAGGACAUCCGGCGGCGUGGAAAGAAUAAGAUCGCUGCUCAGAACUGCAGGAAAAGAAAGCACGACGUUCUGCUGGGACUGGAGGAAGACAUUUUGGCUUUGAGGGGCCGUCGUUCAGCUCUGCUCAGAGAGAACCGUGAAGCUCUUUGGAAUUUGCAGCAGAUGAAGCACAGACUGGGACUUCUGUAUCAGGAAGUCCUCUCAGAGCUGGGGGAGGAGCAGGGCGAGUUCACGCUGCUGUUCGGACCUGAGGGGACGCCCACAGAGGAGAAAACCAGCCAGAAACGGAAGCGCAAGAAGAAAUGAGGAGCUGUGGAGGGUGUGCAAAGGACACGAGGUGCAAGAAGCUGCAACGCUAAACCGCUGGGUCUGAGGGUCAGACAGAGAACACGACGUGGCGCUGGCUUCUGGCGGGACAGUACUGCCAGUGGACACAACUGCAGCAGCAGGAGGCAGACGAGGUGCUCAGAGGACGGCAGAACUUUGGUCUGGUCUGGUUUUACCAGAAUUGUUUGGUGUGUUUAGAGCAGAAAAAAAUGCAAACAUUUCUCUGAAAUGUUUCAAAUUUUCAUUCGUUUUGUUUACAUUGUAUCACUCCUGCUAGAGAUGUUUUUAAACAAGGAGAAAGCCUUGGCCUCCCGUUCCGCUGAUGAACAAACUGGUGCUGUUCUGAACUUGUUUUCAGGGAUACUUAUCAAAGUGGGUGUUAGGUGUAAAUCAGGAGUGUCAAACUCAAUCGCACAGGGGGCCAAAAUCCAAAACACACUUCAGGUCGCAGGCCGAACAGGAUAAACAUUUAUUGAACACUCUAAAACUACAUUUUUAAAACUUUA